AGAGCUAGCUUCUAACUUGCUGACAACAGAGAUUCGAGGAUGGUUGUCAGGUGAUGCUAGCUAACAGUUUAGCAGUUAGAUAGUCGUGUCUCUUGGGAUGUAUUUACCUGCUCAUUUACAAUUAAUACGUACACAUUGACUCUAGCUGAAGAGGAAGUUUAGUCGCUAAUUGACGUAGACCAAUUUAAAUAACUUGUGCUAGCUAGUAACUUACCGGUUGAGCAGUGUUGUUGUUUUGGUCGCUAAUACAAGCUAUCUUAGAUUCUAAGCUGAAACAGAGCUGAGCACUAGGAUUAGAUUUGUCAUAUUGAACUUGUCGGCUAGCCAACGUAGGAGUUCACAUAGUAGUGUUCGGAGAUGUUUCUAUUUACAGAAAUACGUUUUAGUUGACCCACACUUUUAGGGAGAUUUGCUAAACCGGUGUAGAUGGCAAGAAUUGAGCAAAGUAAUGGACUCCAGUCAGCACAUCAGUCCACCAGAAGUUUACGAGGAACCAUGGAAAACCUGACAGAUGAUGGAGAAGCAGAAGGGAAUUCUUCUUUUGGCUCGGACUCAGAAGUGAACGGCUAUGCCAACACUGGGGAGAGACAGACGGACAAAUAUGGUUUUAUUGGAGGUGCCCAACAGUUUUCAGGAGACUCAGCGGAGGACGUUCCCCCCGAGGUGCUGAGGCAGAGGGAGGCCAAAUGGCUGGACAUGCUCAACAGCUGGGACAAGUGGAUGGCCAAGAAACACAAGAAGGUGAAGCUGCGCUGUCAGAAGGGGAUCCCCCCGUCUCUGCGCGGCCGGGCUUGGCUCUACCUCUCCGGGGGGAAGGUGAAGAGGGAGCAGAACCAGGGAAGGUUCCAGGAACUGGACAGCCAACCCGGAGAUCCAAAGUGGCUGGACGUGAUCGAGCGAGACCUCCACAGGCAGUUCCCCUUCCACGAGAUGUUCGUGGCGAGGGGAGGCCACGGGCAGCAGGACUUGUUCCGCGUGCUGAAGGCCUACACGCUGCAUCGCCCCGAGGAGGGUUACUGUCAGGCCCAGGCUCCCAUCGCUGCUGUUCUCCUCAUGCACAUGCCCGCUGAGGAUGCAUUCUGGGGUCUGGUCCAGAUUUGUGAGAAGUACCUACCUGGAUACUACAGCACAGGGCUGGAGGCGAUCCAGCUGGACGGGGAGAUUCUGUUUGCCCUGCUGAGGGGCGUGUCGCCCGUGGCCCACCGCCACCUGAAGAAGCACAAGCUGGAGCCCAUCCUCUACAUGACCGAGUGGUUCAUGUGUGCCUUCUCCCGAACGCUGCCCUGGGCCUCCGUGCUGCGGGUCUGGGACAUGUUCCUCUGCGAGGGGGUUAAGAUCAUCUUCCGGGUGGGCCUGGUGCUGCUGAAGUGCAUGCUGGGAUCUCAGGAGAAGCUCAAGGCGUGCCAGGGCCUGUAUGAGACCAUGGAGCUGCUGAGGGCCAUAGAGGCCCGCUACAUGCAGGAGAGCUUCCUGGUUCGAGAGGUCAUGGAGCUGCCGGUGGCGGAGAGAGACAUCGAGAAGGAGCACCUGGCCCAGCUGAGGCGCUGGAAGGAGAGCCGCGGCGAGCUGCUCUGCAAGUCCCCUCCCAGGAUGCACGGCGCCAAGGCCAUCAUGGCGGCCGAGCCCCCGAGCCGCCAGGACCUGAGACAGAAGCCCACCAUCGUCGUGGAGUCGCCCCCGGCAAUCAGGAGCGCCCAGGAGGACGCCGAAGGGGCGGCGAGGACGAAAAGCAGCAGUCCACCUCCGGGAGCAGCCAAUCCCGACCCUUCCUCCGGUGGCCCCUCCUCCCCCGUAAAGGACACGCCCUUGCAGGGCUCCAAUCAGAGCUUAGACACCUACCUGUAACACGAGGGCGAGAGCAGGGAGGUGUCACUUUGCUUGACGACUUGACUCGACCCCGAUCCUUUCGUGGCGUCACCCCCAACACAACACCCCCGCCCAUCCCCUCCGACCACCCCAAACCUCCCUCCUAAAGCUGCCCACAACCACAGUGAAAACUCCCAUGUCCAUCACAUUCCAGCACCAGCUCCAUCGCCAUUUCCAACUCGUCCACGAGAGAUGUGGCCGAGUGUCCAUGUGCGUUUCCCCCCCCUUCUCUGCUUCUCUCUCUGUGUCAUCGCGUACAGACAUGCGGGAGACGAUGACAUUUCAUUAUCAGUUGAGAGAUUGAUGCUUUGACCUUAUAUCACUUCACUGGGCCAUACGGGUAUACGAACCAAGGCUGCAGGCAUCACGGUGUGUUUAAUCAUUUCCACUCGCGGAGCGGAGUCAGCCCUAAGGCACUGGAGGUUCUCCACUUGAUCCUGGAGCGAGACACAACAUGCCAACGCGUACCGAACAAGCUUCCUCAGGAGUGCCCUCGUUCGACCACAGAGAAAGACUAUGGGUAAACGGCCAGCGUACUGGUUUUGGAUGAAGGCGGAUCUUCGUAGGUGUUAUUGAUCGUUGCGACCACUAGAGGGCUCUGUGGGGCUGUGUCUGGGGCUUCUCUGUGGGCUGGAAGAGUUGGGAGAAAUGGAACUGAGAGAUGAAGGAGAUCUAAUACCAAAGAUUGAUUGUGUUUUGAACACGUUUGAUUCCGUUUUGAUUGCGACAUUGUAUUCAGUCUGGGGGUAAACUCAGACG
Molecule: messenger RNA, 2625 nt
Organism: Hypomesus transpacificus
Lineage: Eukaryota; Metazoa; Chordata; Actinopteri; Osmeriformes; Osmeridae
Gene: tbc1d10ab
Product: TBC1 domain family, member 10Ab
Exons: 9
Coding region: 427-1845 (472 amino acids)
Source: RefSeq, a predicted model, not a curated record